Molecule: messenger RNA, 720 nt
Organism: Alternaria alternata
Lineage: Eukaryota; Fungi; Ascomycota; Dothideomycetes; Pleosporales; Pleosporaceae
Exons: 1
Coding region: 1-720 (239 amino acids)
Molecular function (GO): protein binding
Source: RefSeq, a predicted model, not a curated record
AUGUCAGACCAUGGACCCACCCGCCUUGAAACCGAGCUCGAGCUGUUAGAGGCCAUGUAUCCCAAUCAGACGCACUAUGGUCCCAAGUCACGGGAGUUAAAGUUCUCACACGACAACCAUGCAUCGCUCCUUCUUCGGUUACCGGAGUCGUAUCCGGAAUUAGGAUUGCCGGACAUCAUCUCUGCGACUGACGCAGCAAAGAACGACUUGCGGACACGUGUAAAAGUAGCGGUCAAGGAUGUUGGGUUAGCCGAAGGAGAGGAAGUACUUGAUGCCAUCGUCGCUGCCUUCCAGCAGGUCGUUGAAUUCGCUCCUGCCACAUCUGAUGCAAGUAGCGACACAAUGGCAGGAGCCGACAUCACCCCCAAAACCGUCAUUGUAUGGCUGCAUCACCUUCUAAACACCAACAAACGCAAACUUGCACUCUUGCCACCACCGUCGACGCCGCCCGUGUCUGGAAUCACCAAGCCUGGUUAUCCCGGCGUUCUCGUCUACUCCGGUCCAUCGGCAGCUGUCACAGAGCAUGUCAACACGCUGAAAGCGCAAAAUUGGCAAGCGUUUCAGGUGCGCUAUGAGGAAGAAGAGCUCUGGCACUUUGCACAUGGCACAGGCGUCAAAGAGAUGGAGAGCAUGAGUGAGGUCGUCAAGGGUGUCGAACUAGAAGGCUCGAUUGGCAAGACGCAGAAAGAAGAGCUUCUCAAGGCUAUUGGCAUAAAGUGA